GUGGGGAAUGGCUGGGGUUGGCUGAAGAGCGCACAGUGGAGUUUUAAUGUCCGCCAUGUUGGCCAUGGCGUAUUGAAGAGAGCGAGCGAGAGAGGCGCGGAGCGGCACAGCCUCCCACCCUCCCGGCUGCUGUUAAGGCCCGGACGGCGAGCUCUGCGCUCCGCCCCUCAAGUCCCCGGCAGCGGCAGACGAGUGGGGACCGAUCCCCCGGUUCUCCAUGAUCCCGCUGGCCGGGGCCGUUUCCCCAGAGCAGAGAGGUAUCUGCUGCGCCUGAGAUGAGUAAACUGUCGUUUCGGGCGCGGGCGCUAGACGCCUCGAAGCCGCUGCCGGUUUUCCGCUGUGAGGAUCUGCCCGACCUGCACGAAUACGCCUCGAUAAACCGAGCCGUGCCGCAGAUGCCCACCGGAAUGGAGAAGGAAGAGGAGUCGGAACACCAUCUUCAACGGGCUAUUUCAGCACAGCAAGUGUAUGGCGAGAAGAGGGAUAAUAUGGUUAUACCUGUCCCAGAGGCAGAAAGUAAUAUUGCUUACUAUGAGUCUAUAUAUCCUGGGGAAUUUAAGAUGCCAAAGCAGCUCAUUCACAUACAGCCUUUUAGUUUGGAUGCUGAACAGCCUGACUAUGAUUUGGAUUCUGAAGAUGAAGUAUUCGUGAAUAAACUGAAAAAGAAAAUGGACAUCUGCCCAUUGCAGUUUGAGGAGAUGAUUGACCGUCUAGAAAAAGGGAGUGGUCAGCAGCCAGUCAGUCUGCAGGAAGCCAAAUUACUGCUAAAAGAAGAUGAUGAAUUAAUUAAAGAAGUUUAUGAAUACUGGAUUAAAAAGAGAAAAAACUGUCGAGGGCCAUCUCUUAUCCCAUCAGUAAAACAAGAAAAGCGAGAUGGUUCUAGCACAAAUGAUCCUUAUGUGGCUUUUAGAAGACGAACUGAAAAAAUGCAGACUCGAAAAAAUCGCAAAAACGAUGAAGCCUCUUACGAAAAAAUGCUUAAGCUGCGUCGAGAUCUAAGUCGGGCUGUUACUAUUCUAGAGAUGAUAAAAAGAAGAGAAAAGAGUAAAAGGGAGCUAUUGCACUUAACACUGGAAAUUAUGGAAAAGAGGUAUAAUUUGGGUGACUACAAUGGAGAGAUUAUGUCUGAGGUUAUGGCACAGAGACAGCCAGUGAAACCUACUUAUGCCAUCCCCAUCAUCCCUAUUACUAAUAGCAGUCAAUUUAAACACCAGGAAGCAGUGGAUGUGAAGGAGUUUAAAGUUAAUAAGCAAGAUAAAGCCGAUCUUAUCCGACCAAAACGUAAAUAUGAAAAGAAGCCCAAAGUCUUACCAUCAUCUGCUGUUGCUGCUCCUCAACAGACGAGUCCUGCUGCACUGCCAGUCUUUAAUGCUAAAGAUUUAAAUCAGUAUGAUUUUCCCAGCUCAGAUGAAGAACCUCUCUCCCAGGUUUUGUCUGGUUCUUCGGAAGCUGAGGAAGAGAAUGAUCCUGAUGGUCCAUUUGCUUUCCAUAGGAAAGCAGGCUGUCAGUACUAUGCUCCUCACUUAGACCAGACUGGCAACUGGCCUUGGACUAGUCCUAAGGAUGGAGGAUUAGGAGAUGUGCGAUACAGAUACUGCUUAACUACCCUCACCGUACCCCAAAGGUGUAUUGGAUUUGCACGAAGACGGGUUGGGCGCGGUGGAAGGGUCUUACUGGACAGAGCUCACUCAGACUAUGAUAGUAUGUUUCGCCAUCUGGAUUUGGAAAUGCUUUCCUCACCACAACAUUCUCCAGUCAAUCAGUCUGCCAUUACCUCAGAAACAAAUACCUCGGACAAAUCUUUCUCUAAAGACCUCAGUCAGAUACUAGUCAAUAUCAAGUCAUGUAGAUGGCGGCAUUUUAGGCCUCGGACACCAUUCCUACAUGACAGUGACAAUGAUGAACUCUCCUGUAGAAAAUUAUAUAGAAGUUUAACUCGAACAGGAACAGCACAACCUGGGACCCAGACAUGCAGUACCUCUACGCAAAGUAAAAGUAGCAGUGGUUCAGCACACUUUGCAUUUACAGCCGAACAAUACCAGCAACAUCAACAGCAACUGGCACUAAUGCAGAAACAGCAGCUUGCACAAAUUCAGCAACAGCAAGCAAAUAGUAAUUCCUCCACCAACACUUCACAGAACCUUGCAUCUAACCAGCAGAAAAGUGGCUUUCACCUGAAUCUACAUCAUAGCCAUUCUAUACAGGGUUUAGAAAGAACAUUACAGGGUUUUGUUUCCAAGACUUUGGAUUCUGCUAGUGCUCAAUUUGCUGCUUCUGCUUUGGUGACAUCAGAACAACUGAUGGGAUUCAAGAUGAAGGAUGAUGUGGUGCUUGGGAUUGGGGUGAAUGGCGUCCUUCCAGCCUCAGGAGUAUACAAGGGCUUACACCUCAGUAGUACUACACCAACAGCACCAGUACAUAUAAGUUCGUCAGCAGCAGGUUCAACUUUGUUACAGCCUUCAAACAUUACACAGACUUCAAGUUCCCACAGUGCACUGAGUCAUCCAGUAACUGCUGCCAAUUCUGCAACAACUCAGGUUCUGAUUGGGAACAACAUUCGAUUAACUGUACCUUCAUCAGUUGCCACUGUAAACUCUAUUGCCCCCUUAAAUGCACGACACAUACCUAGGACUUUAAGUGCUGUUCCAUCGUCUGCCUUAAAGCUGGCUGCCGCAGCAAACUGUCAAGUUUCCAAGGUCCCAUCUUCAUCCUCUGUAGAUUCAGCCCCAAGGGAAAAUCAUGAAUCAGAAAAGCCAGCGCUAAACAGCAUAGCAGACAAUACAGUAGCGAUGGAGGUGACGUAGCUUUCUCAGGAGUGGGACUGCAACCUGGGGACUUGAUUAGGUGCUAUGCAUCAGUAGCAUUUUGAAUGCAGGGGAUGAUGGAAUGCCACACAUGCAUUUCUGUGGCAGCUGUGGGGACUUUACAGCAGUGCUCAUCUCUCAUGCUUCAAUUUUUCUUUCCUUACUGUUAAUAGGAAAAAUCAACAUCUGUAAAUUAAGAAUACAGCAAUUAUCUGUACAGUACUGCAUAUUUGUAAUACCCUUGUAUAUAUGUUACUUGAAUACAGAAAUGUUCAUUUGUGAUGCUUUGCACUUGGGGGUGGGAGGGUGGGAGGGAAAUAAAUUGCAACAAAGAGUGUGAGAUGUGAGAUUGUAUAGAGAUGAAGUGUCAUCACAUCAUGUGCAUGGUGCGGAACCUGCUGUUUUAUCUAUUUAUUGUGCCGUGUUUACAGUUUUUUUGUACACUGUACCUUCAUUGGUUCCUGUGCUGUAGUAAAUGUGUUAGGUAGCUGUGGACUCCUUGGUAUUUUGUAAAUGGUAUAACAUAACUUGGUUCCCCUCUGGGUCCCUGAGUUUUUUCUGUAUCAUGUGAAAAAAAAUGGUGACAUACAUACAGAAUUUUACAAAAAUAAAAAACGCAUCAGUUUAAAAAAAGGGGGGGUGGAUUUUAAAUGGGGAUCUUCCUGGUCUAUCAUUAGGAUAAGUAACAAGCUAAAAAUGAAGUCUCUUGAAUCUUCCCAUCCCCUCUUGCCCACAAAGCUGUGGGUAGUUUCUGGUACUUAAAGCACUAACGUUAUGUUGCUGCUCUACAAACAGCCCAGUAAUCCCAUUUCCUUCCACACCAAAAAGUGUUAAAUCAAGUAUGCAAAUGGAGUCCUUACAACUGGAGUUUGUGUUGUCUUGCCCUUUUUUUUUUUUUUAGCACAAAAGAAAUUGUACUUUUUUAUUGUCAAAUUGUUUAAAAGACUUCAUUCUUUACUUGUUCUUACAAAAAGGAUAUAAGGGAGAAGAAUGCAGUAAUUACUAUACGUGUAUCAUCAUUCCAGUUUCUAAAAACAGCCAGCCAGCUUUUUUCCUUUCAAGAUUCUCCAGAAGGCUGCAAGGCCAGAACCACAAAUAUUGGGUGCCUUCCUUUGGAAAUAUUUGACCUCUCUUCUGUGAAGAGAAUGGUACUUAACAGACUACUACCAGUGCUUUGUCAGUACCGAAGUCUGAAUGCCCAGUCCAAUGGCAUAUAAUAUCUUAAAGGUUUUUAAUCCCACCUGGAAAAAUUGUGAUAGAAUUCUCACAAAAUAAACCCAGGGCAUUACAUGUUGACAAACUAAUGUGAAGUGGUCUUUUGCUUUUAUUUUCACCCCAAGAACUUUUGUGUGACUUUAAUUAAAAUCAUUCAGUAAAGAGGGACAUGGGAAUGGGAGUGAUGACUUAAGUUCAUUUUUUCAACAAUUAUAUACUGAGUGAUUACUCUGGGGUUAUUUUCAGUUCAACAACAGUGAAAAAUUCUUGCCCUCAUGGAGUAGUUUAUAAUCUCAUUAGAUGAUUAAAAACAAUAAGUAAAAUUUAAAUGGUAUUACGGUAAGUAUUAGAGGGGAAGUAAUGCAAGGAAGGUAGGAGAAGCUGUGCCAGGAUGGUGUGGUUGAUGGGCAAGGAAGGUGGUUCCAUUUGAUCAGAGACUUGAAGUUGGGAGGAAAGCAUUGUAGGCAGAAAGAAUAAGUACAAAGAUUCUGAGAUGGGAGUGCAUGGUUUGCUAAAGGAAUAGCAAGCAGUGUGGCUAUUGCAGCAGUAAAGAGUAGACAGGUCAGGGAGUAACCGGGAGCCUGCUUGUGGAGGGCUUGGUCAGGGAUCUUAAGGACUUUGACUUUUCCUCCACUUCAGAAAGGAGUUUGGAGCAGAGGAGUGAUGUGAACAGGCUCAUUCUGGCUUUGGUAUACAGAAUAGACUGCAGGGAAGACUAGUUAGGAAGCAAAUUGUAAUAAUCCAAGUGAGAGAUAAUAGUGACAAGGAUGGUAGUGAAAAGUAGUUGGAUUUUGUUUAUAUUUUAAAGGUUGACCCAGUAAACUUUUCUCUAAGGAACUGAAUAGGUGUGAGGAACAUGAGAAAAAGAAGAUGUAAGGAUGAUUGCAUGGUAUUUGGCCUGAGCAACUGGCCACAGUUGGAAAGCACUGUGGGAGGAGUGGGUUUGGGGGAAACUCAGUUUUGGGCUAUCUGAGGUCUCCAUUAGACAUCCAACUAGAGAUGUCAUGUAGGCAGUUGCAUAUAAAAGUCUGGUAUUUAAAGGGAGAGGUCUGAGCUGGAAUUCAAAACUUGAGUCAUCUUCAUAGAUAUUAAAAGUCAUGAAUCUGGGUGAGAUCAAGAGUGGGAUUAAAUCUUGGUGUAAUAAAUAUAGCUGUCAUUGAUCGGGAAUUCCCUGUCUCAAAGGGACAGACUUACAAUUUGGGUAACUACUUUUGUUUAUUCUGUUCUGUGUUCUUUAAGGAGAAUAUAGUGACUGAUCAGUGUGACUAAAAAUUUAAACUGCUGGUUUAAAGGUAUUUAAAUAAUUAGAAUUAAAAUUUCUAAAUGAAAUCUAGCAGAUAGAAUGAGGCCUGGGCCCACAAAGUGCCUAUAUGCCUAUGGAUUGGGGAACAAGAAAAUGAGUGCUCAUCAAGCAUACCCAGUCAGGAAUUUGCAGAGUUGCAUGGGUAGGGGUAGAAAAGUGGCAGAUAGGCAAGUGAUCAACAUCCAUGUAGCACUUACUCUCUUAUUUGACCUUACCAACUCCGAGAUGCAGAGAAAAUACAAAUGGCAUCUUUCACAUUUUAAAAUAAGGAAAUAUACUCAAAACCGCAUCUUUGGCCUCUAAAUCCUUUGCUAUUUUUCUAUAUAUUCUACUACCAGUGUUGUAAUAGCCUGAAGUGAAGGGCUUAAUGCAAACAUGCAGUUUAAACACUAAAAUAUUAGGGAAAGGGACAAAGGUUAUCAAGGGAACUUUGACAUCUCGUCUAGUUAAUAACUACCACUUACUGUGUAUUUACAAUGUAAUAUCAUAUGCAUAGUAAUUAUCUUGUUUAAUCCUCACAAUUACCCUUUUAAGCAGAUACUAGGAUUAUCACCAUAUUGUAGGUGAGAUUCACUCAAGGUUGGCUACAGUUGUUGACAGUCCAGGAUUUGAACUCAUCAACCAAAUUCCAAAGCUAUAGCCGUUUGUAUCCCCUACUUAGUGGGUAAGGUAGGUAAACCGGGAAACAGAUUUCUAAUAUAACUUCUUAGUAACCUUUGUUCCUAUUUUGUUCCUAAAGAAAUUGGUACUGUUGAGUCUCUUACUCUGCCAUUAUUAUGCUUUUGUUCAUUUCAUAAGUAGAAGCCCAAAAACCAACCAAACUAAACUUUACCCUAGGUAAAUUUUGUUUUCCCAAAAGGAUAGUGUUUUCUAAACUCCAAAUUUAGGAGCUGUGUUUUCACGAGUAUUAUAAGAAUGUAGAAUAUGGUGCAAUUUUAAUGUGUAAUAAGUUACAGAUGGGUAAGCAGGAUUUCACAUUCUUCACUAAUAUACUUACUAGAGUAGAUCUGCUUUUGUCUAUUUUACAUAAUGUUCUACAUGAAUUAUUUCAAAAAAAUGCUAUUUUAAUGUUUGAAAGUAACAGCAAAAGGAAUUAAUAGACAAAUCACACUGAUUCAAAAAAAUAUUUCUUAACUAUGUCAGGCACUAUUGUAGGUGUUGGAGACACAGCACAAACAUUAAAAUUAGAAUUAACAUUAAAUGCCUAAUGGAGUCAUCUUGAGACUUUUACAAUAAAUGUAACAUCCAGCUUUGGAAAUUAACUGUGGAAUAUGUUAUUGCAAGAGCCAGACAAAAAAAUUCAGUAUUUUCCCACAAGGAUAUAUUAUGAACAAAUUAGGUACAAAAGCCUCAAAAAAAAAGUUUCAUAUAGGCAAAAUGUAAAACCAUGCAUUUUGCAAGAGAAUCCAGUCUUAGAAAAUGAUCUGCCCUACUUUUGUAGUUUAUAAAACAAAAGGGUUGGUCUGUAGGUUAUCAGUAUUGUAGAGCAUGAGUCUUUACUGAAUACUUUCUGUCCACUUGUAUUAGUUUACUAUGGCUGUACUAAUAAAUUACCACAAAUGAUG
Messenger RNA from Myotis brandtii (Brandt's bat), 6887 nucleotides. RefSeq names its product enhancer of polycomb homolog 1. The record is from RefSeq and is a predicted model, not a curated record. The coding region runs from base 276 to 2804 and encodes 842 amino acids. The transcript has 15 exons. Gene Ontology annotation, biological process: regulation of transcription by RNA polymerase II. Gene Ontology annotation, cellular component: piccolo histone acetyltransferase complex. NCBI's taxonomy places the organism in Eukaryota, Metazoa, Chordata, Mammalia, Chiroptera, Vespertilionidae.